CAGUCUCCGGUGCCUGAUCGUGGGUGCGUGCAUAUAAGCCGCGGCUACUCUUCUUCCGAUGCGUCCGUGCUCUCAGUGAUCUCUCUGCUCCCCGGCUUGCAAGCUAAGCCAGUAGCGGUGCAUACGUAAGGUAGUACUGAUUGCGGUGGCCAGACUGAGGCGGAGGAGCCGUGUUCAUAAAUCAGAGAGCUCCCAGCCGGCGGGCGACAUGGCGAGGCUCCUCCUCUUCGCCGCUGACCACACCGCCGGAGCGCCGGGGGCGACGAGUCUCGUCCUUGUCGUCGUUGUGGUGCUCGUGGUCGCGGCGGUCGUGGUGUCGCUCUGCACCAGCAGCACGCACGAGAAGCUGUGGGGGCAGCAGCGCGGGUCCUCGUCCGCGCCGCUGGCCAAGGCGGACAGCAGCGUCGGCGCCAGCAACCGGAAGCACCUGCUGUCGGCCACGCUCAGCGGGAUCGGCGGCAAGGCGGCCAGGAUGGUGUCGUGGAACAGGCGGUCUCCGUCCGGCAGCAGCGACGACGACGAGGAGGCGGUGGCCGCUCUGGGGCCGGAGGACGACGAGGCCGUGUGGAGGAAGGCCAUCAUCAUGGGGGACAAGUGCCGCCCGCUCCAAUUCUCCGGGCACAUCGCCUUCGACUCCGACGGCAACCAGCUGCCGCCCCCGCCGGCGGCGUCCAUCAAGAAAGCCGACCCUGACGUCCAAGCCAAGAAUUAAUCAACGUCUCGAUCACCACUGGAUUGAUGCUCGCGCGCGUCAACUAAUCAAAGAGUAAUGCUACACGUACAAACGAGUUACAAACUUUUACAAAGAGGGUUACUAUUAAAAAAAGAAAAGUUAAUUUAAUUGGUCAAUAGGUGGCGAGGCGGUCCAUCCCAUAAAAAUCAGGAAGGGCUCAGGGGGCAAGUUUAUGAUUAAUCAGUAGAUGAAAAAAAAUCUUAAUCAGCGUAUAAUUGAGUGUAACUCUUAUAUGUUUAGCAUUAUUGACUAAUCAAAUCAAGUCGCCGUUUUUUCU
Triticum urartu is the source of this 1010-nucleotide messenger RNA. RefSeq lists its product as uncharacterized. The record is from RefSeq and is a predicted model, not a curated record. Lineage: Eukaryota; Viridiplantae; Streptophyta; Magnoliopsida; Poales; Poaceae.